AUUAUCCUCUCCGGUUUCGCUAUCCGCUCUCCAUUCUCUCGCUCUCGCAACGCAAGUCGCAAAGCCCCACCUCCCUUCACUCUCAUCGGCUGGCAAAGGACAGCGGCGGCGAUGGCGCAGAGGCAUAUCGCCGGCGUCAGCGUCGGCGGCGGCGGCUACUGGACCGAAAUAUUGGACCAGCAUCGGGCAGCCUACUACAACCCCUUCUCUGUGCUGGCGCCCUCGAACAGGCCGCCGGCGGGGGAUGACUCCUCGGGCUCGUCGUCGGACGUGGAGGACCCGCAGCUCGAGCUCCCGGCGCGCGGAGGCGGAGCUCCUCCGUUCACGCACGUCGCGCCUCGUCCGCUCGAGCUCCCGGGCGCGCACCCGGCGCGCGGAGGCGGAGCUCCUCCGGUCGCGCACGUCGCGCCUCAUCGUCCGCUCGAGCUCCUGGCCGCGCGCCCGGCGCGCGGAGGCGGAGCUCCUCCGUUCGCGCGCACCGCCGUGCCUCCUCCGCUCGUCCGGGCGCCCGACGCCGUCCCCGCGGCCGGCUCGACCUGGACCCGCGCCGCUUCCGCUUCCAACUCGGGGUCGGCGUUGGCGGCCGCCGACAGGCUGGUGACGGCGAGCGCGGACGGGGUGGCGCCGCUCUCCCGGGGGAGAUCUACAACGCGCUCAAGGCGAUCCGACCCCGCCUGGCCCGCGCCGACCUGCUGCGAGCCUACAGCGCGCUCGUCCGCAACGACCGCCAGUUCAGGUCGCUCAUGGCGCUGCCGGAGGACAUGAGGAGGGACUGGCUGCUCAUGGAGGUCCCGGACCGGAGGCAUUGAAGCCCUGCUGGCUGUUCGCCGCUUCUGCUCUGCGCGUGGAUCGAGCUCCAAGCUCGUAGCUGACAGCACGCGUGGCAAGUACCGUCCAAUGCUGUGCGCUUGAGUAGUAGUAGCAGCUUGUGGUAGUUAGGCAUCAGUUGAGUUUCUUUCACUAAGCUGUAGUAUUAGGGGCUUGUUACUCCUGUAAUCCUGUUGGAACAUGUAAUGCAGCGUCAUCUGUAAUGUUGUAGUGUAAACUGUUCCUCUGAAAAUGUAGUGGUCGAUGUACCUGUUGCUCGUGAGCAAAUGUUGUGGUGAUGGAAGUUCUCGAGGUUCUUGGCGCACA
Panicum virgatum (switchgrass) is the source of this 1134-nucleotide messenger RNA. Its product is annotated as transcriptional regulatory protein AlgP-like. The coding region runs from base 112 to 765 and encodes 217 amino acids. The transcript is spliced from 2 exons. The record is from RefSeq and is a predicted model, not a curated record. Lineage: Eukaryota; Viridiplantae; Streptophyta; Magnoliopsida; Poales; Poaceae.